GCUCCUCUCCGGCCCGCCGCCCGGUGCCGGUUCCUGUGUCCGUUCCCGCUGCACGUCCCUGUGUUCCCUCGUAGGCCCGGUGCCCGCGGCGCGUCCCCGGCACGAUGUCUCGAAGAUAUGACUCCAGAACUACCAUAUUUUCUCCUGAAGGUCGCCUGUACCAGGUGGAAUAUGCCAUGGAAGCCAUUGGACAUGCAGGCACUUGCCUGGGAAUUCUGGCAAACGACGGAGUCCUGCUGGCAGCAGAGAGACGCAACAUCCACAAGCUGCUCGAUGAAGUGUUUUUCUCAGAGAAAAUAUACAAACUUAAUGAGGACAUGGCUUGCAGCGUUGCAGGAAUUACUUCAGAUGCCAAUGUUCUGACCAACGAGCUGCGACUGAUUGCACAGAGGUAUUUGUUACAAUAUCAAGAGCCCAUUCCCUGUGAACAACUAGUAACAGCACUGUGUGAUAUCAAGCAGGCUUACACACAGUUUGGAGGAAAACGUCCUUUUGGUGUGUCGUUGCUCUAUAUUGGCUGGGAUAAGCAUUAUGGAUUUCAGCUCUAUCAAAGUGAUCCUAGUGGAAAUUAUGGAGGCUGGAAAGCUACAUGCAUUGGGAAUAACAGCGCUGCAGCUGUGUCAAUGCUAAAGCAGGACUACAAAGAAGGAGAAAUGACCUUAAAGACUGCCCUGGCCUUGGCCAUCAAGGUCCUGAACAAAACCAUGGAUGUCAGCAAGCUCUCCGCAGAGAAAGUUGAAAUUGCAACACUGACCAGAGAGAACGGAAAGACAGUGAUAAGGGUUCUGAAGCAAAAGGAGGUGGAACAAUUGAUUAAACAACAUGAGGAGGAGGAAGCAAAAGCUGAACGUGAAAAGAAGGAAAAGGAACAAAAAGAGAAGGAUAAAUAGAGUAUGAAAUCAAGUGUUCUCUAGAUAAUAAAGGACCUGCUUCAGUAAAAGAUAAUCUGGAUUUCUGUCUGGUAGAAGCCUACAGCUACGCCAUGGAGGACCCAGAAUUACUUUUGAUGAACCAGGUCCUUAAUCAUCAUUUAGAUAAUUAGUUUACUGCUCCUUACGUUGACCAAUAAUUGCUUUAAUUCUCGAACACUCUAUUUCUUUCAUCUUCUAUUUUUUUUUUUAUGGAAUAAAAUUUAAGAAGAAUAGCGAUGGGUGUCUUUAUUUCCUUAGUAAUGCCUGGAUAUGCACAAUCUUGAGGAAUUUAUUCGCUUUAAACCAUUAAAACAAGGUAUAUGCUAGUUGGUAAAGAACAAAUAUGGUGUUAGAAUUGUUAGAAUUUUGUGUGUAUGUGUGGGUUUUCCUUUUAAGGUAGUGAAAAGAGCUCCAUAGUUUGAGAAGUCAUUUCACAAAUACAGAAUUAAAGUGUGCUGGCAUGCCAAGUUUUAGUUUUGGCCUAUUUUGUUCUAUAUCAGGCUCUGUCAAACUGAUGGUCUUGCAAGCAGUAGUGUUUUAAAAAUGCCCUGUAGCAAAUGUGUUCAGUUUAUCAUAGCCUUCACCAGUGCAUGUGUUUUCUAAGAAAUUAAUCAUACAACACGAGCUGUAUUCACACAAACUAGAAAGACAUUUUACAAAGGCCAUGUGAAAAUGUUAAUCUAUCUUGUCAGAAUAAAAAUAGGUAAAUAAAAGAGUGCAUGAUUUUAGGCCAUGUUGACUAUUUCACAUUUUAUCCUGAAAGGAAGUUGAGAUGUUUUAUGUUUAGCUUGGUGUUGCUGAUAUGUCCUCAGAGAAUUUGGUUCCCUUUUCAGGCACAACGGUCUUAAAAAAUACCAAUUAACCACCUGAGAAAUCAUAAUGUUUGUGCAUGAAUUAGAAAUUAUAAUAAUUUUUGUCCAGCUUGCCCCUAUACUGAAUGCAAGAAAGUGUACUUGUCAGAUUAGCAAAAAUCUCUUCUGGAAAAAAAACCAGAGGAAAUGAAAACAAGUUAUUGAAAAUUAUUGUGCACCCUUUCAGAUCUCAAAAGCAAAGUGAAAAGCUCAAGUGACCUGGUUAAAUGUGAGGCCUUACUUGCUGAAUUUCCAGCUGUGACGCUGGUGAUCCAGCCCCUUUGUGCCCACCCUGGAUUGUAUCGAUCUUGUGGCUUUUUUGGUUGGUUGGUUUGGUUUGUUGGGAGUUUUACCCCAAAGGUUAUGUGAUGUGGACAGGAUUGAAUAUGACCAUUUAAAGAAACUCAGUGAAUCCAUGCAGUGUUUUGUUGUUAAUCCAUCCCAGACAUUUUUGACUAAAAUGUACUUUGUCAACAUGGCCAGAAAUGACCCUUCAUCUCCACUAAACCCAUUUUUGAGCUCGCUGCUGUAAGAGUCACUGUUGAGAACAGAGGGAAGGAAUCUGCCUUGAGGUGUCUGUGCUGCAGCUGGUGCAGAUGCCCUGAGCUCUGGCAGCCUCUGCAGGGACAGCAGGGCUGGCUGGGGGCUCUCUCCAGGCUGCAGGACCUGCUUGCUCAUUAUGGCUCAGUGCAGGCCAAUUGCUUUAGUCCUUUGUACUGAACUUAGACAGCACAUGGUUAAUAUUCAAAUUUUACAGCCAGUAAAAGUUCCACUGACUCUUCUUUACACCCUGUGCUACAGCAGGUCUUCCAAACUAACACAGGAAUGGUAUUUCAUGUAAGGAGCCCUGAACAGUUGCAGACAACGUGCAAUGGGUAAGAUUCAAUCUCCAUCAUAAAGGGUUGUAUAAAUACCUCAAGCUCCAUUUUUAUGUAGAAUUCCAGUGCUCAGUCUUUCUAUUUUUUGAUACCAUGAAUGCAAUAUAUCAGCAUCUUUUUGCAGAUUUCUGGAUCACUGAUGAUGGUUAUACAAGUGCUUGGAAUAUGCUCUAAAACAGCAAUGCCAAAAUGGAGUUUUGUCUCAUUUCUCAAAGAUGACUUGCAACAAAACGUGAUGGGCUCCAGCAAUGCUUUCUGUCUUUGGGGAAACCAGGAGAGCAUCUGAGCUUGUGUUCAUCGAUGUAUAUAGACCAUACAAGGCAGUUUGUUCAGUGGAGUAGUGUAAGUAUUAUUAGUUAGCUUAGGAUAUAGACUUAUUGAAAUAUUUUUUUGUAAAUGCAUCUUUUUCUAACAAAAUGGGGAUAAUCUUUGUUUAAAGAACUACCAAUAGCAUUUCUUUGCCAAACACUGCAUAAUUUGCUGUUAAAGGAGAACUGUUUAGAUACUGUAAUAACAAAGAAUUUGGAAUGACUUAAGUAAUUUUCUGAUCUGUACUCCAUUAUGUCUUGAAGCGUUGUGUAGUUACACUAAAUUUUAAAAGUUCUAUUUAUUUAAAGGUUUUGUUUACCCAAAGUAAAAGUAGUGUCAAGUACUUUAUGAGUAUAAUCUUUGAACAGUAAUUACCAAUUUAAUUUAAAAAACCCUCAUCUCUCCUGAGUGCCAUUAAUAGCUGAUUGUGAGCUGAGCCUCGGUACUGCCUUGGAACAGGCAAGUAACUCCAGCUGGCACUCCUGUCCAAGUUGUACAGCAAAGUUCUCCUGAAAUAAAUUUAAUUUCUGAUUUUUUUCUGCAUUUGAGCCUAGGGCAAUAAGCAGAUGCUGGGGAUCUCUCAUGACUAGAAUCUUCCUGAGCCAUCCUUGCAAGUUCCUUACCUGUUCUUCCUAGAGAUAAGAGCAGUGUUUGACUGCAUUGGCCUAUUGUGUUGAUUCUGGCUUUGUGUGUUUAAACAAAAAAACCUAAAAAAAAAAUCACCACCAUCUGUGCCUUUUCUGGGAGUGGUUUGGGGAUAAGUCGUAAGAACAGAAAAUGAUUCUGGCGAUACAUUUGAGGUAUCUUUGCUAAUCAAAAGAUCUUCCUGUUCUUUGUAUGUUUUUUUUUGGUGUACGUAGUGUUUACGUAGAGUUUACAGUGUAUUACAUAAAUAUUUCAAAUAUUUAGCUAUUGCUGUGGCUUAAUUGUUAUUUUAACACCAGAACUUUGUGUGGUGCUGUGGAAGGUGACAAAUUUUUCACAUUAGGUAGACGUAUUUACUUGAAACUGUUUGCAUAAUAUGAUGUUUGUAAACUUAAAAACUGGGUAGCUUAUAUCUCACGUGACUGCAUGAUAGAACUUGAUAGGGCAAAUAUGCAAAUAUUCACAAAUAGAUUGUCCUAAGAAAUUGUAACGUGGUUUGUUAUUCUAAGUAGCUUAAGAGGCAAUGAAACUACUGCUUCUCCAGUGAUAUCUGUGCUGUCCUUGCAUCUGUCAGUGUUUAAAAAGAGAGUUAGCUUGUUUUCUAGGUGACUGUAUCCUGCUCAAAUAAAGUCAAACUUACUUCUAA
Molecule: messenger RNA, 4240 nt
Organism: Neopelma chrysocephalum (saffron-crested tyrant-manakin)
Lineage: Eukaryota; Metazoa; Chordata; Aves; Passeriformes; Pipridae
Gene: PSMA4
Product: proteasome subunit alpha 4
Exons: 9
Coding region: 105-890 (261 amino acids)
Biological process (GO): ubiquitin-dependent protein catabolic process
Cellular component (GO): proteasome core complex; cytosol; nucleus
Source: RefSeq, a predicted model, not a curated record